CCGGCUUCGGGCGCCGCAGAGCCGGGAGGGGCGCCGCGCCCGCCGCAGCCUGCAGCCUUCCCGGGAGCUGGGGGCGCCCAUGACGGCGGCGGCGACGGUGCUCCGGGAGGGCGUGCUGGAGAAGCGCAGCGGCGGGCUGCUGCAGCUCUGGAAGCGGAAGCGCUGCGUGCUCACCGAGCGCGGGCUGCAGCUCUUCGAGCCCAAGGGCACGGGCGGCCGGCCCAAGGAGCUCAGCUUCGCGCGCAUCAAGGCCGUGGAAUGCGUGGAGAGCACCGGGCGCCACAUCUACUUCACGCUGGUGACCGAGGGCGGCGGGGAGAUCGACUUCCGCUGCCCUCUCGAGGAUCCUGGCUGGAAUGCCCAGAUCACCCUGGGCCUGGUCAAGUUCAAGAACCAGCAGGCCAUCCAGACCGUGCGCGCCCGGCAGAGCCUCGGGGCCGGGACCCUCGUGUCCUGAACCGUCAGGCUUACCGUCUGACCUGCGUGCUCCCCACCGACGCGACGCCCUGAGGUCAUGUCAGGUAAGUU
Messenger RNA from Ceratotherium simum simum (southern white rhinoceros), 528 nucleotides. It is a transcript of the gene PHLDA3, whose product is annotated as pleckstrin homology like domain family A member 3. Gene Ontology annotation, molecular function: phosphatidylinositol phosphate binding. Lineage: Eukaryota; Metazoa; Chordata; Mammalia; Perissodactyla; Rhinocerotidae. Gene Ontology annotation, biological process: negative regulation of phosphatidylinositol 3-kinase/protein kinase B signal transduction; positive regulation of apoptotic process; intrinsic apoptotic signaling pathway in response to DNA damage by p53 class mediator. Gene Ontology annotation, cellular component: plasma membrane. The record is from RefSeq and is a predicted model, not a curated record.